ACAAAAAACCUGGAGUGACUAUAAAAAACACAACACUGCAAAAUACCUGAUCGGGAUCGCACCAAACGGCAUGAUUUCAUUCUUGUCGGACGGGUAUGGUGGACGAUCCUCAGACAAGAGCAUCGUUCAUGACUCAGGUUUCCUGAACAAGGUGGACCCCAAGGACAUCAUCCUGGCAGACAGGGGGUUCACAAUAGCCAGCGACCUGCUACAGAAAGGAGCCCGCCUGGAAAUUCCACCCCCCAGCACUGGAGUCAACCAGCAGACCAGUGAGGCAGUUGCCAAAACCAAGAAGGUCGCAAAUGCAAGAAUUCACGUGGAAAGAGCAAUAGGGCGUAUAAAAUGGUUCACCAUCUUGAAAAACACUGUCCCAGUCAACAUGGUGCCGAUCCUGGACGACAUUGUGGUGGUGUGUGCUGCCCUCCCCAACUUAAGGCCUCCACUUGUGGGGACAUGAUGUUAUAGGU
This is a messenger RNA of Branchiostoma belcheri (Belcher's lancelet), 467 nucleotides long. RefSeq lists its product as uncharacterized. Bases 71 to 457 code for a protein of 128 amino acids. The record is from RefSeq and is a predicted model, not a curated record. The transcript is spliced from 2 exons. Lineage: Eukaryota; Metazoa; Chordata; Leptocardii; Amphioxiformes; Branchiostomatidae.